AUGCACAGUAUAACUGGUUUCGUAGUCUUUCUUGGGGUAGCAUCCCUCUCCAGUGCUGCCCCAGCGCAGUCAAACAUCACCAGUGACGCCUAUUUCUAUGGGCAGUCUCCUCCCGUGUACCCCUCUCCCGAAAGCUCUGGGACUGGAUCGUGGGCUUCGGCCUACAAGAAGGCGAAAAAGCUUGUCGCGCAACUCACCCCCGAAGAGAAAGUCAACUUGACCGCCGGCGUGAGCGCAAACAAUGGCUGUUCCGGAAAUAUCGCGCCUAUUCCUCGCUUGAACUUUCCUGGCUUCUGCGUCUCCGAUGCGGGAAAUGGCCUGCGCGGCACAGACUACGUAAACGCGUGGUCUAGCGGUAUACAUGAUGGUGCAAGUUGGAACAAAAACCUGUCCCGCCAGAGGGCCUUUCAUAUGGGUACCGAGUUCCAUAAGAAAGGGGUCCACCUAUUUUUGGGCCCAGUGGUUGGUCCAAUUGGCAGAGUCGUUGAAGGCGGCCGCAACUGGGAAGGAUACUCGAUAGAUCCUUACCUCAGUGGUGCUUUGGUCUAUGAGACCGUCCGUGGAAUGCAGUCAGCCGGUGUUGCUGCUUCCACAAAGCACUACAUACUCAAUGAGCAAGAGACCUACCGCAACCCCCAGAAACUCGAUGGUCGCAAUGUCGCUGCCCUUUCAUCGAAUGUUGAUGACAAGACUAUGCAUGAGCUUUACUUGUGGCCAUUUGCAGACGCUGUCCGUGCAGGAACAGCAUCCAUCAUGUGCUCGUACCAACGCAUCAACAACUCGUAUGGGUGUCAGAACAGUAAAACUCUCAACGGCCUCUUGAAGACGGAGCUUGGAUUUCAAGGGUAUGUCAUUACUGACUGGGGCGCUCAGCACGCUGGUAUUGCUGCCGCCAAUGCCGGUCUCGAUAUGGUCAUGCCGCAGACACAGAUGUGGGGAUCGAAUCUCACCAAAGCGAUUGCUAACGGAACCAUGAAGGCUUCUCGACUAGACGACAUGGCAACUCGAAUUCUUGCGACAUGGUACCAACUGAACCAGGAUACUGAUUUCCCGGGCUCGGGCGUUGGUAUGCCCAAGGAUCUCAACGAAGCCCAUCAAGCAGUUAUUGGGAAGUCAGCCGACUCCAAGAAUGUCCUCCUGCAGAGCGCAGUCGAGGGUCAUGUAUUAGUCAAAAAUACCAACAACGCCCUCCCACUGCGGUCCCCCAAGCUGAUUUCGGUCUUUGGUUAUGACGCAAAGGCACCUGACACACUACAGUUGGACUUAGGAUUCAAGAGCUUUAGUCCUGCGAUCCAGGAGAACCACACCUUGUAUGUCGGUGGGGGGUCAGGAUACAAUGCCCCAGCAUACAUUAGCGCGCCCUUGGACGCUCUUCAGGAACAGGCGUACCAAGACGGCACUUCCAUUCUUUGGGAUACUGCAUCACAAGAUCCUGAUGUUAAUCCCACCACUGAGGCUUGUCUUGUUUUUAUCAACAGUUACGCGACUGAAGGCUAUGACCGCCCGGGGUUAGUCCACGAGCCAAGCGACGCACUGGUCACAAAUGUUGCCAAUAAGUGUGACAACACGGUAGUCAUUAUCCACAACGCCGGGAUCCGCUUGGUGAACGCGUGGAUUGAUCAUCCGAAUGUCACUGCUGUACUCUUCGCCCACUUACCUGGACAGGAUUCUGGACGGUCAGUGGUCGAUCUUCUCUAUGGUCGAGCUAAUCCUUCAGGUAAAUUACCCUACACCGUGGCAAAGAAUGCCGAGGACUAUGGCAAAUUACUCCACCCAACGCAAGCAAGCGAGCCCUAUGGGCUCUUUCCGCAAGAUGAAUUUGUGGAAGGGGUAUACAUCGACUAUCGCGCAUUUGAUCGGCAGGGGAUUGACCCGCAGUUUGAGUUUGGCUUUGGUUUAUCCUACACAAGCUAUGAAUACUCGGGUUUGAGCGUUGACACAACCACAACCGACAUCAGUCCCUAUCCACCCUUGGCUACCAUUCAAGAAGGCGGGAAUCCCCACCUCUGGAAUGAGGUGGUUGCUGUGUCUGCAGAAGUUAAAAAUACUGGCAAGCGGGACGGCGAUGAAGUGGCCCAGCUGUACGUAGGCAUUCCGAACGGUCCCGUUCGCCAGCUGCGAGGAUUUGAGAAGGUGCAUGUCUCAGCGGGUUCUACGGCCAAGGUUGAUUUCUCGCUCACUCGCCGAGAUCUGAGCACUUGGGAUGUUCAGGCUCAGCAGUGGCGAUUGCAGACUGGCACGUACGAUGUGUUUGUUGGCCGAUCCAGUCGAGAUCUCCCUCUUCAAACACAGUUUACUAUUUAG
Messenger RNA from Aspergillus melleus, 2304 nucleotides. Its product is annotated as beta-glucosidase. NCBI's taxonomy places the organism in Eukaryota, Fungi, Ascomycota, Eurotiomycetes, Eurotiales, Aspergillaceae. The transcript is spliced from 7 exons. Gene Ontology annotation, molecular function: beta-glucosidase activity. The coding region runs from base 1 to 2304 and encodes 767 amino acids. Gene Ontology annotation, biological process: glucan catabolic process. The record is from RefSeq and is a predicted model, not a curated record.